Messenger RNA from Mycotypha africana, 4743 nucleotides. RefSeq names its product Hydantoinase B/oxoprolinase-domain-containing protein. Lineage: Eukaryota; Fungi; Mucoromycota; Mucoromycetes; Mucorales; Mycotyphaceae. The transcript is spliced from 13 exons. Gene Ontology annotation, molecular function: 5-oxoprolinase (ATP-hydrolyzing) activity; protein binding. The record is from RefSeq and is a predicted model, not a curated record. Gene Ontology annotation, cellular component: cytosol. Gene Ontology annotation, biological process: glutathione metabolic process. The coding region runs from base 1 to 4743 and encodes 1580 amino acids.
AUGGAAUCAGAGCCAAUGAACGUGGAUUCGUCCAGUUCACAGUAUCUUGAAUACACAAGAGACACCCUCUCCAAAUUCAAAGUAUCAAAGGAAUUUCAAGAAAGUGACAAACCAGUUACGUCCAUAUCAUUCAACGAUACAGGAGAAUUCUGUGCUACUGCUGGUGCAGAUGACAGUUUAAAUGUAUAUCAUUGUCUAGACGGAACACUUCAUAAAACUCUUUUUUCAAAGAAGUAUGGUUGUACUCUAGCGCGAUUUACACAUGCUGACUCUAAUCUUAUUUAUGCAUCGACGAAAGAAAAUGAUACUUUACGUUAUCUUUCUAUUUACGACAAUAAGUAUAUUCGCUACUUUCCUGGACAUAAGAAACGGGUUGUAGCUAUUGAUGUGUGUCCAAUUGACGAUAUGGUAUUAAGCUCAUCAUUGGAUAAUACAGUUCGCCUUUGGGAUCUACGAUCAUCGAAUUGUCAGGGCGUUCUGCAUGCCGAAGGUACAACUUUGGCAGCAUUUGAUCCACAAGGUGUUGUCUUCAGCACCGUCAGUAACAACAAUACAGUACGAUUCUAUGAUAAAAGGGACUAUACAAAGGGGCCAUUUAUCACCAGUAUGAUGCCCGAAUCAGUACAUGGACGUUUGCCUGAAAUAACAAGUGUUAAAUUCACAUCAGAUGGGAAUUACGUGGUUGUCACUACUCUAUCUGAUACAAUCUUCGUCCUGGAUGCUUUUAACGGUAAUCUAGUGCGAAGACUGGUAGGAAAUUCGCCCCCAGAAGCCGGCUCUUGCGGUGAAGAAGUCAGUAUGACACCAGAUGGCAAAUUUCUUAUGGCUGGUGGAAGUGAUUCUUAUUUAAGAAUUUGGGAUUUGACAUAUCAAGGAGCUAUGGACAUCAAGCCAUUUGCAGUGCUGCCUACACCUCACAGUAAUGGUGUUAAAGUUGUAGGGCAAAAUCAUGCAAAUGCAAUGUUCGUCACGGGCGCAAAUAAAGUGGCGCUAAUGGCAUCAAAACCACUCACCAUAUGUAUUGACAGAGGUGGAACCUUUACGGAUUGUAUUGGCUUCAGGGGCAGACCUGCAGAUGAAGAUUAUCAAGAGUUUGUUGUUAAGCUUCUCUCCGAAGACCCCUCUAAUUAUAAAGAUGCGCCCACAGAGGGCAUUCGUAGGAUCAUAGAAAUGGCGACCGGAGAGAAAAUAGCUCGCUCACAGGCUGUACCAACAACGCAUAUUGGCAACCAAGCCAGGCCCAAAAUUUUCGAUCUUGCGAUCAACAAACCGGCUGUACUAUAUCAGAAAGUGGUAGAAGUGGAUGAGCGAUUAGUCUUAUUGAAUCCUGCCAACGCAUCUCAAAAAAUAGAUCCUAGCGAUACCGACGACGCCAAUAUUCAGCAAGGUAUUUCAGGAGAGUGGAUUAAAAUCGCCAAAGAGCCAGAUUUAAACAAAGUGAAAAACGAACUUCAAUCUCUGUACGACGAAGGAUUUCGAAGUGUUGCUGUCUGCUUGUUGCAUUCUUACAAUUUCCCAGACCACGAACAAAAAAUUGGUAGAAUAGCCGAAUCAGUUGGCUUUGAGCAUAUCUCUUUGUCCAGCCAAGUGAUGCCUAUGGUCAAGAUUGUCCCUCGAGGCACGUCAUCUACAGCAGAUGCUUACUUGACACCAUGUAUCAAGAAAUACAUUAAGGGCUUUGUCGAUGGAUUCGAUAACGGCUUUGAAAAGGGAACAACACAAUUACAAUUCAUGCAGAGUGAUGGAGGACUAGUGCCUGUGAGCCAUUUUUCGGGUUUCAAAGCAAUAUUAUCGGGGCCUGCAGGUGGUGUAGUUGGAUAUGCGUUGACUACUUUUGAUAAAAAAGCAAAUACGCCUGUCAUCGGUUUUGAUAUGGGUGGUACAAGUACAGAUGUUUCUCGGUUUGAUGGACAUUAUGAACAUGUAUUUGAAACAACUACUGCAGGUGUCACUAUCCAGGCACCGCAGUUAGAUAUUAAUACUGUUGCAGCAGGAGGUGGAUCAAUGCUCUUCUUCAAAAAUGGAAUGUUUGUCGUCGGCCCUGAAAGUGCAGGUGCUCAUCCAGGCCCAGCAUGUUACAGAAAAGGGGGGCCGUUAGCCGUUUCUGACGCGAACCUGUACUUGGGUCGGUUAUUACCUGACUAUUUCCCAAAAAUAUUCGGUCCCAAAGAAGAUGAACCUUUGGAUAAAGAAAUUGUUGAAGAGAAAUUUAAGGAACUAGCUGAGACUAUCAAUUCAGCAACCGGUGAAAAAAAGAGUUUGGAUGAGAUAGUGUAUGGUUUCAUAAAGGUCGCCAAUGAAACUAUGUGCCGUCCCAUCCGUGCACUGACUGAAGCAAAAGGACACGAUACGAGUGACCAUACAUUAGCUGUUUUUGGUGGCGCUGGGGGCCAGCAUGCAUGCGGUAUUGCUCGUAACUUGGGCAUUAGAAAAAUUGUUAUGUAUCGCCAUAGCUCUAUCUUAUCUGCGUUUGGUUUAGCAUUAGCAGAUGUUGUUCACGAAGUCCAAGAGCCUUCUGCUGAAACCUUGAAAACGGGACUUGAUCGUAUUAAGGAGCGUUUGGCGAACCUUAAGGAUGUAUGUUUGGAAGAAUUGAAAAAGCAAGGUUUCCGUGAUUCAGAAAUUGAGCUUGAAGUCUAUCUAAAUUUAAGAUAUGAGGGUACUGACUGUGCUAUGAUGACAUUACAACCAGCAGAGGACCUUUGGGACUUUGAAAAAUCAUUUUGUGAUCUGUACAAACAAGAAUUUGGCUUUUUACUCAAAGAUCGCAAUAUUCUUGUUGAUGAUAUACGUGUACGUGGGAUAGGCAAGACUUUUCGUAGUAACAAUCUUACGCCCGACGAAGAGAUUGAGAAUCUUGAGUCUUCGAACAAGAUUGUUGAAGUGUCCUGUGAUAAAAUAGACAAAACUGCUUCUGUGUAUUUUGAAGAGGGUGGUCGUAACAAUAAUGUUCCUGUGUAUCGCCUGGACGCCUUGGAGCCCGGAAACGCUGUACCUGGUCCAGCCGUCAUCAUUGACGCAACUGCUACAAUCGUAAUCGAACCGUCUUGCUCGGCUCUCAUAACUUCCAACCAUAUUACUAUCCAGGUUGGUACGGAAGGAAAAAAGAAAGUUACAACAGAAAUGGAACCAAUUCAAUUAUCCAUCUUCUCACAUCGAUUCAUGAGCAUUGCUGAACAAAUGGGACGCACGCUUGAAAAAACAUCCAUAUCAACUAAUAUUAAAGAGAGAUUAGAUUUUUCGUGUGCCCUUUUUGGUGCUGAUGGAGGGCUAGUAGCAAAUGCUCCGCAUAUUCCUGUGCAUCUAGGCUCUUUGAGCCAUGCGGUUAUCUACCAAUUGAACUAUUAUAAGGGCAAUUUAUUCGAAGGGGAUGUGAUUAUGACGAAUCAUCCUCAAGCGGGAGGUUCUCAUUUGCCAGAUAUUACCAUAAUUACGCCCGUUUUUGAGAAGGGAGAGAUAGUGUUUUUCGUCGCAUCGAGGGGUCACCAUGCGGAUAUAGGAGGUAUUGCGCCAGGGUCAAUGCCGCCACAUUCUAAAGAGCUAUUUCAAGAAGGCGCUGCUAUCAAAUCAUUUAAAAUCGUUUCUAAGGGACAUUUAGAUCAUGCAGGUGUAGAAGAGCACUUGUGUACCAUCCCUGCUUCCUAUCCUGGUUGCUCUGGGUCACGUGCAUUCCGUGAUAAUGUCUCAGAUUUGAAAGCGCAGAUUGCAGCCAAUCAAAAGGGUAUAACUUUAGUGAAAGCCCUUAUUGAAGAAUACUCAUUAGAAGUUGUUCAAGCCUACAUGAUGCAUAUUCGCCGAAACGCCUCAGAUGCCGUCAGACAGUUACUAAAAGGAAUUGCCGAAAAGAAUUCCCAUCAGGAUUUGGUUGCAGUAGAUUAUAUGGAUGAUGGUACACCUAUACAUCUACGCAUUUCCAUUGACGCUAAAAGAGGCACGGCAACCUUUGAUUUUGAGGGUACAGGACCCGAAGUUUAUGGCAACACAAAUGCACCUGAAAGUGUUUGUCAUUCAGCAAUUAUAUAUUCAAUCCGAUGUUUGGUGAAUCAAGAUAUACCUUUGAACUCAGGUUGUCUAGAACCUAUUACCAUUAGAAUACCUAAAAACUCUCUUUUAAGCCCAUCGGAGCAUUGUGCAGUGGUAGGCGGUAAUGUUUUGACUAGCCAACGUCUAGUGGAUGUUGUUUUGAAGGCUUUUGAGGCUUGUGCAGCCAGCCAGGGAUGUUGUAAUAACCUUACAUUUGGUAAAGGUGGUAAGAAUGAGGAGAGUGGGGAGUCCAUUGCAGGCUGGGGCUAUUAUGAGACAAUUGCAGGUGGUAGUGGUGCUGGACCUGAAUGGAAUGGACAAAGCGGCGUACAUACCCACAUGACAAAUACUCGUAUUACCGACCCUGAAAUUCUGGAGCGCCGAUAUCCGGUCAUCCUUCAUACCUUUGCAAUACGACCAAACAGUGGUGGCCAAGGUCAGCACAAAGGUGGUGAUGGUGUCACUCGUGAAAUUGAGUUUUUGGAAGACGGUAUUCAAGUCUCCAUUCUUUCAGAGCGUCGAGUCUAUAGUCCUUACGGUCUGGCUGGAGGUUCAGACGGCGAGAAAGGUUUGAAUAUAUGGGUCAGACAUGAGAUAUCCGGUCAAGGCGAAGAGAUUAUAAGAACACUAAAUCUUACGGGCAAAAACUCUGCCACUUUUGCACGUGGCGAUCGUAUUAUUAUCAACACGCCAGGCGGCGGAGGAUGGGGCAAACAAUAA